Molecule: messenger RNA, 363 nt
Organism: Malus domestica (apple)
Lineage: Eukaryota; Viridiplantae; Streptophyta; Magnoliopsida; Rosales; Rosaceae
Source: RefSeq, a predicted model, not a curated record
AUGUCAAGGCCAUUUGAUCAGACCCAGCAAUCUCCACCAGACUUUGUGCUGCAGCAAAACACCAACACCUUUCACUCACCCCAUGGCUCCAUUGGAGCAGUUGUUGGUGUUCUUAUUGUGGUGCUACUUUUGGGUCUGGUUGCUGCUGUGAUUGGAAGGGUCUGCUCUGGAAGGAGUAUUUUCGGGUACGGACAUUACGAUUUGGGGAGCUGGGCAGAAGCGAAAUGUGCAUCCUGCAUUGAUGGAAGAAUCAACACUCAGAUUCCAAGGCCUAAUGUGUCUGCUACUUCAUCUGCAACUGCAAGCCCAGCACAAACCCAGCAAGAAUCCGAGCUUCAACCUCCACAAACUGCAAAUGUUUGA